This is a messenger RNA of Syngnathus typhle (broad-nosed pipefish), 1786 nucleotides long. It is a transcript of the gene gjb9b, whose product is annotated as gap junction protein beta 9b. Gene Ontology annotation, biological process: cell communication. NCBI's taxonomy places the organism in Eukaryota, Metazoa, Chordata, Actinopteri, Syngnathiformes, Syngnathidae. Gene Ontology annotation, cellular component: connexin complex. Bases 1 to 858 code for a protein of 285 amino acids. The transcript has 2 exons. The record is from RefSeq and is a predicted model, not a curated record.
AUGAACUGGUCUGCGUUGGAGAGCCUUCUGAGUGGGGUCAACAAAUACUCCACAGCCUUCGGCCGCGUCUGGCUCUCCAUGGUCUUCGUUUUCCGGGUGUUGGUGUUUGUAGUGGCGGCUCAGCGAGUGUGGGGGGACGAGAGCAAGGACUUUGUUUGCAAUACUGCCCAGCCCGGUUGCACCAACGUUUGCUACGACGCCGUCUUCCCAAUUUCUCACAUCCGCUUGUGGGCCCUGCAGCUCAUCUUUGUAACGUGUCCCUCAUUGUUGGUGACGUGUCACGUCAAAUAUCGUGAAAAGAAAGACCUGGAGUACAGCAACUCGCAUAAGGGAGCUCAUCGAUAUGCCAACCCUGGGAAGAAGCGUGGGGGUCUGUGGUGGACCUACUUGGUCAGCCUGAUUUUUAAGGCGACCUUUGAUGCCGGCUUCCUGUACAUCCUCCAUUACAUCUACAACGGCUUCGACAUGCCCCGGGUCACCAAGUGUUCUCUAGAGCCCUGCCCCAACACGGUGGACUGCUACAUUUCCCGGCCUACUGAGAAAAAAAUCUUCACCCUCUUCAUGGUGGUCUCAUCUGCCGUUUGCAUUUUAAUGUGCCUCAGCGAGAUGGUGUACUUCAUCAGCAAACGCAUCCUGAAACACAAUCGGAAGAAGAGGAUGAUGUUGAGAAGAGAGUUCGCGGACACUCAUGAAAUGACACAGCUCUCUGCGCCCAGGACUGAGAUGAGGUCCACAACUUCCUUUCGACUGGAUCCCACCGUCUCUAUCAACAACCUCAAUAACCUGAAACCUGAGAAUGAAGACAAUAAAACUAAAAAUGAUCCAACGUGCGAGAACGGCAACCUCGGGUUUAUAUAAGGAGCUAAGAAUCCCUCAGACUCUAUUGACGGCAGCUGUUCCAAAGUUACUCAUCGAUUCACAGAUGACUUGUAAAUUAACGGAAUUUACUUUUUACCAAAGGCAUCGUCUGUGCAUGCACUUGAAGGACCCCCCACAUCAUGUUAAACCCAACGGAGUGCCCUGCACCAGGUUUGAAUAGAAAUUCACAAAUUGUAUUCCAGAACCAAAUUUGUCUGAAAGCAUACAAAGCGUGUCAAAUAUCGGAAAGAAAAAAUAAAUAAAUCGAGUCAUCGAGUUAGGGCUUGCUUUUCAUUCGUUAUUGUUUAGCUGUGGCUAUGAGGUCUCUACUUUGUAUACAGUAAAGAAGUUCCAGGAAAUUCUAGUUCUGGACAUUUUUUAUUUGGGGUACUAGGACUCGCCUCCUAUGUGUUGACCAUCUUUGAGAAUGCAGUAAACAGACCUAAUGGGUAAAUGGACUUUCACUUGCGGCACUUUCCCACCUUCAAAGCACUCAAAGCACUUUAGCUCUGUCUCAGUUAGAAAUGUAUGAUGCUCAAGGAAACUUCAGCAUGGUCAAAAGGGCUCAGUGGUACCUCUUCAAGUCUCAUUUUGACUCAGUCUUGACAAUUUCCCUGAAGUAAAAGUCUGUGUAGACAUUGCAAUAUUUUUGUGAGUAUUGUUUCUGUUAAAAACAUAUCUUCAUCUAUACAUAGACACAUCUUCCCCUUUUUGUUAUAAGAGUUCAAUGGACUUUCACUCUUUUAAUCCAGAAUUAGGUUUUGCAUCUGUGCAUGCAAGUUACUAAGAAAAUGAAUGUAAAGUUAAUGUUAAAGGCACUAUACAUAACAUUUUUUGGUUAGGUUUUCUUUCUUUUGGGUGGGAAAUGGCAAUUCACAACAAAUUGUCUUGAUAAAAACUAACCAAUGGAAUAAACUAUCAAUCUGUC